CAUGCAAUUCCCUAAAUGUAUGUAUCUAUAGACCACCCAUAGUACUCACACAAUCACUCAUUUUUCCCCCUUUCUAUCUCUUCUAUAUAAAUCCUCUUUGCUAUACCACCAACCAACGAACACUCUUCACAAUCUCACAAUGGGAGAGAAGAAGAAGGAGAAGGAGAAUGAGAAUGGAGGAGUCACCGUCGUCCUCAAAGCCGACUUCCAUUGCGACGGCUGCGCUUCUAAAGUUAUCAAGUGCAUUCGCUCUUUUGACGGCGUCGAUUCAGUGACGAUUGACGGCCAGAAGAUCACGGUUGUGGGAAAUGUAGAUCCGGCGAAGCUUCGGGAGAAGACUGAGCAGAAAACGCACAAAAAAGUGGAGCUGAUUUCGCCGCAACCGAAAAAAGACGGCGGCGAGAAGGUGAACGCCAAAGACAGCGGCGGCGAUGGCAAAAAGGAGAAGAAAAAGGAUAACAAAGACGGAGGCGAUGGUAAAAAGUCCGACCAUAAAUCCGAUGUGAAAGAGCCACCUGUGACUACGGCGGUUUUAAAACUGAAUCUUCACUGCGAUGGAUGCAUUCACAAAAUCUACAAAACCAUCACCAAAACUAAAGGCUUCAAGGAUAUGAAGAUUGACACGCAGAAAGAUCUGGUGACGGUGACCGGCUCCAUGGACAUGAAGGCGCUGGCUGAUGUGUUGCAGAAGCAGUUGAAGAGAGACGUAACUGUCGUGCCGCCGAAGAAAGAGGGCGACAAUAAAGAGAAAGGCGGUGGCGAUGGGAAAGGGAAGAGCGGCGACGAGAAUGUGCAAGGAAACAAGAUGCAGGCUCCGCCGCUAGUGUAUCCAUACCCGUUUACAUCCGGGCCGGGUCAAGCCUUUGGUGACCAAUUUAAUUACAAUCCGUAUGGGCCCCAGUUCCAUGCCCCUCAAAUUUUCAGCGACGAGAACCCCAACGCUUGCAGUGUUAUGUGAGUCGCAAAAUUUGUAAAUAAGAUUACAUUUCCAGGUCAGUUUGCUCAACUGUUUUCGGUCCAUUUAUUUAAUGCGGGGUAGUGUUUUAAAGGUCCAAAUACAGUAUAUCUAAUUUGAUUAUGUUAAACUUUGUAACCCUUUAUGUUUGUUUUGACCAAUUUUGGUAGUUAUUUAUUUAUAUAAAUCAAUUGUUUAGUUGCA
This is a messenger RNA of Salvia splendens (bonfire salvia), 1159 nucleotides long. RefSeq names its product heavy metal-associated isoprenylated plant protein 3-like. The coding region runs from base 140 to 958 and encodes 272 amino acids. Lineage: Eukaryota; Viridiplantae; Streptophyta; Magnoliopsida; Lamiales; Lamiaceae. The record is from RefSeq and is a predicted model, not a curated record. Gene Ontology annotation, molecular function: metal ion binding. The transcript is spliced from 5 exons.